CAUCAUCAGAACGAGGUAAUCAACUACAUGCGGUUUGCUCGAUCCAAGCGUUUGUUGAGGCUCAAGACUGUGGAUUCCUGCUUCGAAGAACUUAAAGACAGCAGAUUGGUGGAGGAGACCUUCACAGUGGAUGAGGUGCGCGACAUGCUGGACGGGCUGCACGCGGUGGUGCGAGGCGAGGUGGAGAUGGAACUCAUCAAUACGGCGCACACCAACGUUCUGCUGCUGCGCCAACUCUUCUUUCAGGCUGAAAAGUUCUACUUGCGCUUGCAGACCGACAUUUCAGAGCUGGAGAACAGGGAACUACUAGAGCAAAUAGCAGAAUUUGAGAAGACUGACUUUAAAGUUUCCCAUAAGUUGAACCAGGAAAGCAGCAAACCCAAGCUGGCACCACUUAACGAAAGCGGCGUAUCGCAACUUUUAAACAAGGAGAUUGCCAAACUGCAGGAGGAGAAUGAGAAACUGAAGGCUAAAAUGCGCACUUUGGAAUCACAGGCAAUGAACGUACUGGACGAGAAGACCAAAGCCCAGAAAGCCCUAGAAGACCUUCGGAAGGUGCAAGGUGACGAGCAGCUAUCGGCUCAGUCCAAGGAAAUCAGCUGCCUGGAGGACACGGUGGCAGCCCUCAAGGAGGACUACGAGCGCUCGCUGACUGUCAACGCUGCCUCGAAGAAAGACCUGCAGGAGAACCUGGUGUCCACCAAACACGAACUCCUACGAGUGCAGGAGCAGCUAGCUCUGGCAGAGAAGGAACUAGACAAGAAGUUUCAGCAAACAGCGGCCUAUCGCAACAUGAAGGAGAUUCUGGCCAAGAAGAAUGAGCAGAUUAAGGAAAUUAGGAAACGCUUGCAGAAAUACGAGCCCGACGAAUGA
This is a messenger RNA of Nerophis lumbriciformis (worm pipefish), 873 nucleotides long. Lineage: Eukaryota; Metazoa; Chordata; Actinopteri; Syngnathiformes; Syngnathidae. The record is from RefSeq and is a predicted model, not a curated record.